GCGUUAUGUAAAGGUCUUCUAAGGUGAAAAGCUGGAUCAAACAGAUACACUGAAAAAUAUAGCUGUGACAGACUGAUCAUUAAUGUUUCAUGUUUAUUUUCAGUACUUCGAAAAUGACUGCCAUAACACAGGUGUCCAGUAACAAAAUGUUUGGAGGUUUUCAAAAGGUCUAUAGCCAUGAGAGCACUGAAUGUAAAUGCACCAUGAAGUUUGGUGUGUACAUCCCACCACAAGCAGAGGUCAAGAAAUGUCCUGUACUCUAUUGGCUCUCUGGUCUUACUUGCACUGAGCAGAACUUUGUGUCUAAGGCUGGUGCCCAGCGUGUCGCUGCAGAGAAAGGAAUCAUCUUGGUUGCGCCGGAUACCAGUCCACGAGGUGUAAACAUUGAGGGUGAAGAUGAUAGCUGGGACUUUGGGUCUGGUGCAGGCUUCUAUGUGGAUGCCACAGAGGAGAAAUGGAAGACCAACUAUCGCAUGUAUUCAUAUGUUACAAAGGAGUUGCCAGACGUUAUAAAUGCUAAUUUUAGCAGUUUGCCAGACAAAAUGUCCAUAUUUGGUCAUAGUAUUGGAGGUCAUGGGGCACUCAUCUGUGCACUGAAGAAUCCGGGCAAAUUCCAGUCAAUGAGUGCUUUUGCCCCUAUCUCCAACCCAACCAAAGCACCGUGGGGAAUCAAAGCUUUCACAGGAUAUCUUGGAGGGGACAAGUCUAAAUGGCAGGAGUAUGAUGCCACAGAACUGGUGAAGAAGUACACUGGUCCUGCCCUUAAUAUGCUUGUUGACCAGGGAAAGGCAGACAACUUCUAUGUGAAAGGACAACUCCUGCCUGACAAUCUGUCAGCUGAAUGUGCGUCCAACAAUGUGCCAAUCAAUCUGAGGAUACAUGAGGGUUAUGACCAUAGCUACUAUUUCAUCGCCACAUUCAUCGAGGAACACAUCCACCACCGCGCCAAGUUUCUCUUCUAGUGAAUGACAAUGCAAUACCAACAGCAGUUGCAUAAGCUGCACUGAUUUGAUUUUAAUUUUAUCCAGCCUCUGUUGAAACAUUGGCAAAAUUAAGCAAGGACGAAUAAACUUUCCUACAGUAUCUCCGGUCAACAGGAAGUAGUGUAAUCAUACGCACGCUGUGACGAUUCACAUGUUCUAAUAUUUGACGUUUGAAAUUUAUUGGGACACAUCAUGAAUGUUAACGUUAUAUUAUUUAUCCUCCUUUUUUU
Molecule: messenger RNA, 1213 nt
Organism: Dreissena polymorpha
Lineage: Eukaryota; Metazoa; Mollusca; Bivalvia; Myida; Dreissenidae
Product: S-formylglutathione hydrolase-like
Exons: 8
Coding region: 90-962 (290 amino acids)
Biological process (GO): formaldehyde catabolic process
Cellular component (GO): cytosol
Molecular function (GO): S-formylglutathione hydrolase activity
Source: RefSeq, a predicted model, not a curated record